GUGAUCGGACGCACAAAUCCGAGCUCCGGCCCUUUCAAAUCAUUUCGCUCGCAAUAGUGUAGUGGAUGAACCAGAGGAAAUAGUGCAUAUAAGACGUGUGUAUAUUUCGAAAAUUACAAAUUGAUUGUGUGUAAAAACGAAUAUUGUUCCGCAUCAAUUAUUGAUUAAAUAAAACACCAAAGAAAUCUAUUUUUGAAGAAAAAAGAACUAAUAAGCAAAAUGGAUAGCAAUGAAUUUCGUGUUCGUGGAUCUGAGAUGGUUGAAUACAUUUGCAAGUAUAUGGAAACAUUGGAUCAGCGACGGGUUACACCAAGCGUUGAACCAGGCUAUUUACGACAUUUACUACCUGGUGAAGCACCACAAAAUCCAGAAAAUUGGGACGACAUUAUGAGCGAUGUCGAAACGAAAAUUAUGCCCGGUGUAACGCAUUGGCAACAUCCGCGAUUCCAUGCCUAUUUUCCAGCUGGCAAUUCAUAUCCAUCCAUUCUUGGUGAUAUGCUUAGCGAUGGAAUCGGAUGUAUCGGAUUUUCUUGGGCUGCGAGUCCAGCAUGUACAGAACUUGAGACUAUAGUACUAGAUUGGCUAGGUAAAGCUAUUGGAUUGCCGGAUGAUUUUCUUGCAUUGAAAGAAGGUAGUAAGGGUGGAGGUGUCAUUCAGACAUCCGCUUCUGAAUGUAUUUUGGUGACAAUGUUGGCGGCUCGUGCGCAAGCAAUAAAACAUUUAAAGCAACAGCAUCCCUUUGUUGAAGAAGGUCACCUUCUGUCAAAGCUUAUGGCUUAUUGUUCCAAAGAAGCGCAUAGUUGCGUGGAAAAAGCAGCCAUGAUUUGUUUUGUAAAAUUACGAAUUUUGGAACCAGAUGAAAAAUGUAGUCUACGUGGUGAUACACUAACCAAAGCAAUGGAAGAAGAUGAAUUGCAAGGACUAGUCCCAUUUUUUGUGUCGACAACAUUGGGAACAACGGGUUCAUGUUCAUUCGAUGCGCUCGAAGAAAUUGGUAUGGCGUUGCAACGAUUUCCGGGUGUUUGGCUUCAUGUUGAUGCCGCUUAUGCUGGGAAUGCAUUCAUUUGUCCCGAACUAAAGGCAUUACUCAAGGGCAUUGAGUAUGCAGAUUCAUUCAAUACUAAUUCGAAUAAAUGGCUUUUGGUGAACUUUGACUGUUCAUUGUUAUGGGUACGAGAUCGAAUUCGUUUAACAUCGGCAUUAGUUGUCGAUCCGUUGUAUUUAAAACACGGUUAUUCAGAUGCUGCCAUUGAUUAUCGACACUGGGGUGUACCACUCAGUCGUAGAUUUCGUUCGCUCAAACUUUGGUUUGUGUUGCGUAAUUACGGAAUAUCUGGCCUUCAAAAUUACAUUCGAAGUCACAUUGAGCUUGCCAAACGCUUCGAACGUCUUGUACUUAAAGAUCGACGAUUUGAAAUUUGCAAUGAGGUCAAACUUGGUUUAGUAUGCUUUCGGUUAGUGGGCUCUGACAAAUUGAACGAAAAACUUUUGAGCAUUAUUAAUGAAUCGGGCAAAUUGCACAUGGUGCCAGCUUCAGUAAAUGAAAAAUAUGUCAUUCGAUUCUGUGCUGUUGCUCAAAGUGCCACUGAGGAUGAUAUUGAUAUUGCAUGGGAAAUAAUUACGGAUUUUGCAACGGAAUUAUUGGAAAAGGAACAAGCCGACGAAUUCGAAAUUUUGGAUCGUAAACGAAAGCAAACUUUGGCCCAAAAGCGUUCGUUCUUCGUGCGUAUGGUCAGUGAUCCGAAAAUUUAUAAUCCGGCCAUCAAUAAAGCUGGAACACCACGAAUGUCGUCUGAAAUCUAUUCACCGAUUACCGAAGGAGCGCCUGCCAUUCAAACACCAACAUCAAGUUGCGCUCCGGGUUCAGCAUCUUGGAUUAGUUGGCCACUUGCAUUUUUGUUUGCCAGCUCAGACGAUGGACCAAAGAGCAAUGUUCCGAUUCGAUUCCGUCAUUUGGAUGCAACAAUGCGUUUGACGCCAUCACGACGUAAUUCAGCGACUGGCACUGGUUCGUCACCAUCACCGGAAAAUGAAAAUUGUAGUUCAAUUACGAUUAGUCGCUCUCCGAAUCGUUCGCCAGUGUUACAACGCAAACGAGGUACAUCCCCGAAUCCAAACGGAAAUUUAAACAAAUAAAAUGAUUGAACACCGAUAAUAAAAAAAAACACACACAUAACAUUUUACCAAUAUUACCAAAUAUUUUGUUUCGGAAAUGGAAGACAUACCGAAGAUUCAUAACAAUCUUAAUGAAACUAUUAUAAAAGUAGUCUUUAAUAAAAUUCACAACAGAAAUUCCGUCUACUCACUUGAAGACAAAACCUAUUAAAUUAAAACCAUAAACUCAAUUUCUUAUCUUGACUAUGCGACGUUUUUCAAAUGAAAUUUUGAAGCUUGAUAUUUUGAUUGAGUUUAUUUAACUGAUAAAUGAUGUUUGAUUAACCCUUAACUGGGCAGGUCGGGCCUAUGAGGCCCGGUAGCGCAUUUAAAAAAAAAGAUACAUAAAAUCGCAUAAAAUAUUAUUUUAAUCAAACAAAUUGUUUUGUAAUAUAUUCUUUCAUCCUUCUACUAAUCGUUGAUAAAAGUUGUUUUGAAUUUGGUUCCCUAAGUAGCGUUAUAUUGAGGACAACUACCGGACGUACAUUUUCCAUACGAAAUGUCAUCAAUUUUUUUAAAAUGAAGUGCAAAAUUUGUACUAAACAACUACUGAGAUGAAACUUAAAUUCAUCCCAUUCGGAAUAAAUAUUGAUUAUUUCUUCAUUUUUUCAGUUAUAUUUUACAAAAAAUAUUUGAUUCAAUAUCUAUUAUGUUGAAACAAUAAUUUUCAUCGUAUAAAUUCAUUGAAAUUUCAAUAAAGAAAAAAAAAAUUCAUUGAAUUUGCAUGGAAAAUGUACGUCGGGCCUCAGAGGCCCCACUUGCCCGAUAACGUUAGUAUUUUGACCUGCCCGGUUAAGGGUUAAUGAUCGUCUUCAUUUAAAUUAGUCGCUACCAUAUGACCGUCGACAAUUUUAUCGAGAGAAAAAAAACGAGUGCAAAAAGUAGAAGAAAUGGAAUGAUUAGUAGUCAGUAUAGGAUAGAGGUGCCCACUGAACCGAACUGAACAGUUUAUAAUCGAAAAAUAUUAUAUUUUCAUGUUCGUGUUCGUUCCGGUUCGGUUCAAGUUGAUCGCAAAAAAAAAUAUUGCAAUCAUAUUCGUUCACGUUCGGUUUACGUUCGGUUCACGUUCAUUUUAACUGUUCAAAUUAAAACUGUAAACUUCAAAAGAUGGUUGUUGGGAAAAUUUAAAAAAAUUCAAAGCCUGAAAACCUCAUUAGAUUUUUUUUCCCAAAAUAUCAAUAAAAUUGGCAACCAAAUGCAAACUUUAAACACUUUCGAGAUAUUUCAAAAUAUCUAAAUAUUUCCCGAAUAUCAGGUAGUAUCAUUUAAAAAUUAUUAAAUUAGAAAUAUCGCUGAGAGAUAAAAAAUUUAAUUGAGGCAAUUUAAAUAGUUUUUUCUCUGUUUAUUAUCACUAUUUAAAUUCACAAUUAUCAAAUAUGACCAAUUUUAGGAACUGAAAGAUGAAUUUUUUUUUUGAUAUCUAAGCGAUUGAAAUGAUUUUUUUAUUCUAAUUAGCACAGUUUGUUUUGAAUACAAAUCAGAAACUAUCCAAAAAUAAUCAGUUUGAGAUUGUCAUGGAAGCAGAUUGUUCAAAAAAUUUACGGCCAUUUCAAAAAUCACAUCUUUUACCAAAAUAAAAUUUAUUGUAUCUGGGUGUUUGUCAUUUGCACCAUACAUGGGCACAUGGGGGGUGUAAGCCCGGAUAACCCUCCCUUCAAAUCGUCCGAGCCCACCCUCCCUCGACGGCAGCUGAGAAAUCUUCCGAUUUGCUAGGGAUUUUUCACAGGAAAGUGAAGACCUUUUUUUGCUAAUCAACUUAAGAAAUGGAAGAAAAUCUUUAAAAUUGCUAGGGUUUUACGCGAAAAAUUCUUUCAAUUUGCUAGGGAUUUUCGUCAAAAAAGUGAUCUCCAAAAAAAAAACGAAAAAAUCUCGUUUUGCUAAGGUAGUUCGAGAGGAAGAUUCUUUCGAUUUGCUAGGGUUUAUGAUUGGCUGAUGGACCCCCUAAAUUUUUUCCGUGCCCAUGUAUGAUAUGUACUCUUAUAGUUAUUUGACCAAAUUUGAAAUAAUUACAAAAUAUUACUUCGAGUUCCUUAGACAUUACAUAAUGCCAAAUAAAAUAGCAAAUAGCACCGUAGUAAAUUGUCAUUUCAAAAUCAAUAAACAAAUAAAACAAAUACAUAUAUUUGAUCUCUCACAAGCAA
This is a messenger RNA of Contarinia nasturtii (swede midge), 4295 nucleotides long. RefSeq names its product aromatic-L-amino-acid decarboxylase (gene Tdc2). NCBI's taxonomy places the organism in Eukaryota, Metazoa, Arthropoda, Insecta, Diptera, Cecidomyiidae. The coding region runs from base 220 to 2136 and encodes 638 amino acids. The transcript is spliced from 13 exons. The record is from RefSeq and is a predicted model, not a curated record. Gene Ontology annotation, molecular function: carboxy-lyase activity; pyridoxal phosphate binding. Gene Ontology annotation, biological process: amino acid metabolic process.